Molecule: messenger RNA, 1359 nt
Organism: Monosiga brevicollis MX1
Lineage: Eukaryota; Choanoflagellata; Craspedida; Salpingoecidae
Exons: 1
Coding region: 281-1258 (325 amino acids)
Biological process (GO): mitochondrial ATP transmembrane transport; mitochondrial ADP transmembrane transport
Cellular component (GO): mitochondrial inner membrane
Molecular function (GO): ATP:ADP antiporter activity
Source: RefSeq, a predicted model, not a curated record
GGGGCUCACAUGCCUCACGUGCCCAAGACCACACACCCCCUCACACCUGUCCUGUCCUUGACGACGUCCUUCGAAGCGAGCGGCAGCAGCAGCUCAACCCCAUUCCCCCUCCCCAAAACGCCUCUUCUUCAUAACGCACACGCUACUUUUACGCUACUUUUCUGCGUUGUGAUUACACGACACUGCCAUAUCAUCUCUCUCUCUCUCUUCCCCAGCGACCGCUGCCACAUUCAUACAUUGCUCACUUUUUUUUUAAAUUCUUGUUACGCUUUCCACAGCCAUGGCUCUCUACUCCGCUACCCCCAUCCGCUCCCUUCUUGCCGCGGCCCCGGCCGAUGGCAAGAAGAAGAAGCUCGGCUUCAUGGAGGACUUCCUCCUCGGUGGUGUUGCCGCUGCCAUCUCCAAGACGGCCGCUGCCCCCAUCGAGCGCGUCAAGCUCCUGGUCCAGAACCAGGCUGAGAUGCUCAAGUCUGGCCGCCUCGACCGCCCCUACACCGGUGUUGCUGACUGCCUCAAGCGCGUCGUCGCCGACGAGGGCGUCGGCUCCCUCUGGCGUGGCAACCUGGCCAACGUCAUCCGUUACUUCCCCACUCAGGCCCUGAACUUUGCCUUCAAGGACAACAUCAAGGCCCUGUUCGGUUUCAAGAAGGAGCGCGAUGGUUACUGGGUGUGGUUCGCUGGCAACAUGGCCUCGGGUGGUCUUGCCGGUGCCGCUUCCCUCUGCUUCGUCUACUCUCUGGAUUACGCCCGUACCCGUCUUGCCAACGAUGCCAAGUCGGCCAAGGGUGGUGGUGAGCGUCAGUUCAACGGCCUCGUCGAUGUCUACCGCAAGACCCUCGCCUCGGACGGUGUUGCCGGUCUCUACCGUGGCUUCGUCAUCUCGUGCGUUGGUAUCAUUGUGUACCGUGGCUGCUACUUCGGUUUCUACGACUCCCUCAAGCCCAUGCUCGGCAAGGACCUCGAGGACAACUUCCUUGCCACCUUCGCUCUCGGCUGGGUCGUGACCAUUGCUGCCGGUCUUGCUUCCUACCCCCUGGAUACCAUCCGUCGUCGCAUGAUGAUGACCUCUGGUGAGGCUGUCAAGUACAAGAGCUCCAUUGACUGCGGUGCCCAGAUCCUCAAGGCUGAGGGUUUCAGCGCUUUCUUCAAGGGUGCGGGUGCCAACAUUCUCCGUGGUGUUGCCGGUGCCGGUGUGCUUGCUGGUUUCGACAAGGUCAAGUCCAUGUACACUGCCUGGCGCUUCGCCGACGAGAACUAAGCAGCGGGUCGGCAGCCGAGCCGCGCUCGGGUGGCCCGGAUCACGCAUUGCCCCCUGUCGUGUUCUUUUUUUUCCCGCUCAAUUUAGCUUGCUUGAUCGGA